CGUCCCUCCCCCGGAAGACUUCUCUCUUCUUUAUACCGGAAGUUCCCCCUCUUUCCCUUCCUCUUUCCCCCCCACGGGCACCGGAAACGCGCGCGGCUUCCCGAGUUAUUGUGCGCGGGAGAGAGCAAGAUGGCGGCUAAUAUGUACCGGGUGGGAGAUUAUGUCUAUUUUGAGAAUUCUUCCAGUAAUCCAUAUCUCAUCAGACGAAUAGAGGAACUUAACAAGACGGCAAAUGGUAACGUAGAAGCGAAGGUUGUAUGUUUAUUCCGCCGCAGGGACAUAUCCAGCAGUCUGAACAGCCUCGCUGACAGUAACGCACGAGAGUUUGAAGAUGAAUCAAAGCAGCCAGCUGUUGGAGAGACCCAUAGACACCAGUUAAAACAUAGGGAGCUUUUUUUAUCCCGUCAGUUUGAAUCACUGCCAGCAACACAUAUCAGAGGGAAAUGUAGCGUGACUCUCUUGAAUGAAACAGACAUCCUGGGCCAAUAUUCGGAGAAGGAGGAUUGUUUCUUCUAUUCACUGGUGUUUGAUCCAGUUCAGAAGACUCUACUGGCUGAUCAGGGGGAGAUCCGUGUUGGUUCCAAAUAUCAAGCUGAGAUUCCUGAUCAGCUGGCGGAGGGAGAAUCCGAUAACAGAAACCAGCAGAAAAUGGAGAUCAAAGUUUGGGAUCCAGAGAAUCCCUUGACUGACCGACAGAUUGACCAAUUUCUAGUGGUAGCAAGGGCUGUUGGGACCUUUGCAAGAGCUUUAGAUUGCAGCAGUUCAAUCAGACAGCCAAGUUUACACAUGAGCGCUGCGGCAGCAUCUCGCGACAUCACACUGUUUCAUGCCAUGGAUACACUACAGAGGAAUGGGUACGACCUUGCCCGUGCAAUGUCCACGCUGGUUCCUCAAGGGGGGCCCGUACUCUGCAGGGAUGAAAUGGAAGAAUGGUCGGCAUCAGAGGCGAUGCUUUUUGAGGAGGCGCUGGAGAAAUACGGCAAGGACUUCAAUGACAUCCGACAAGAUUUUCUCCCUUGGAAAUCUCUUGCUAGUAUCGUUCAGUUCUAUUACAUGUGGAAAACUACAGACCGAUAUAUCCAGCAGAAACGCUUGAAGGCAGCUGAGGCUGACAGCAAACUGAAACAAGUGUACAUCCCCACCUAUACAAAACCCAACCCCAAUCAAAUUAUUUCUGUGGGCAAUAAGCCAGGUCUUAACGGAGCAGGAUUCCAGAAGGGUCUGACCUGUGAGAGCUGUCAUACCACCGUAUCUGCCCAGUGGUAUGCUUGGGGUCCCCCCAAUAUGCAGUGUCGCCUCUGUGCCUCCUGCUGGAUCUAUUGGAAGAAAUAUGGUGGUCUCAAAACCCCAACACAGUUGGAAGGAGCAACACGGAUAGAACCACAUUCCAGGGGCCAUCUUUCUCGUCCAGAGGCUCAGAGUUUGUCCCCAUACACUACCAGCGCUAACCGUGCUAAGCUGCUGGCGAAAAACCGUCAGACCUUUCUGCUGCAAACCACCAAGCUGACUCGCAUUGCGCGACGUACAUGUAGAGACAUUCUUCAGCCAAGGAGAGCUGCGCGCCGGCCUUAUGCCCCCAUCAACUCCAACUCUAUCAAAGCAGAAUGUUCUGUUCGCCUUCCAAAAGCAGCAAAGUCACCUCUGAAAAUACAGAACCUUGUGCGCCCCCCCUUGGCAACUAUUGUGAAGGAGCUAGCGGCCCAGGCUCCCCUUAAGCCGAAAACCCCACGUGGGACGAAGACCCCAAUAAACAGGAACCAGUUAACACAGAGUAGAGGACUGAGCGUGCUACCUACAAAAAGAGCAUUUGAUGCAGUGUCUGGUGUGGGUGUUGUUCCUCCAUUCUCUGCAAAUGGCCGCUCGUUCUCUUCAGGUGUCCGCUCUAGCAAUCAGGCAGGUGUAAAGAGACAGAAGCUCAACGUUGCCGAUGCCCCUAAUCCAGUGGUGUUUGUGGCUACUAAAGACACAAGAAGUCUCAGGAAAAAUCUCUCGCACAUGGACAUGCGUAGAGCUGCUCGUCGCCCAAGUCAACCAGUGAAGUUAAAGGUCCCACUCCCGCCACGGCCUGCAAACCUCCUGCCUCCACUUAAUCCAACUCACCCUGCCAGUACAAGUGAGCCCAUCGUUCUGGAGGACUGAGGGACCUUUUAAACAGAGCUCGACCCUAUUCUGAGAGAAAGCAGCCAGGCAAUCAUGCUGAAGAACAGAGGGACAUCAAUAUAGUUGUUAAAUCAGAAAGAACCCAUGCUCCUCCUUCUUCUGCUUUCCAGCAACAGUGUCUGGUUAUGGCUUAUUUCUCUACAGUCCUUUCCCCUUACUUUUCUCCCAAACGCCUUUUUAUUUUUAAUAUAUAAUUUUUUUCAUGUAACUCCAUUGCCCCACCCUGUUUGUUCAUAAGCCCUUUCAACCCUUUCUUCUGAUGUAUACUUUUUUUUUUUUAUUCUUUAGUUUGCUUUUUUGUACGAGGAAAGAAAAAAUGAGCUGUCCACUAAAAUGAAAAAAAAAAGGCAAUAUACAGCUUUGUCUGGAUGAUGGAUUUUCAGGUAGCAGGGGAACAUGGAGCUUUGUAGUGCAGGCAUUUUGUGGAUUUAAUAAAAGGUCAGAAGUCAUAACAUCCUACUUGGUACAGAUGGUGGCACGGUCUUUUAUCUGGAAAUCUAUGCUGAUACGUGAAUAAAGCACAUAAAAUGUU
This is a messenger RNA of Xenopus laevis (African clawed frog), 2692 nucleotides long. RefSeq names its product metastasis associated 1 family member 2 L homeolog (gene mta2.L). The record is from RefSeq and is a predicted model, not a curated record. Gene Ontology annotation, cellular component: nucleoplasm; nucleus; NuRD complex. NCBI's taxonomy places the organism in Eukaryota, Metazoa, Chordata, Amphibia, Anura, Pipidae. The coding region runs from base 130 to 2139 and encodes 669 amino acids. The transcript is spliced from 18 exons. Gene Ontology annotation, biological process: regulation of DNA-templated transcription; positive regulation of DNA-templated transcription; negative regulation of transcription by RNA polymerase II. Gene Ontology annotation, molecular function: transcription coactivator activity; chromatin binding; transcription corepressor activity.